GCGGAUUUCCUUUAAAAUUUAAACUAAUCGGUAGUAAAGUCAAAAACAAGUGCAUGUACCUUGCGGUGGCGUUGAUCAUUAUUGUUGCGAGUUUGGUCAAACUGCACAUUCGGAAUGGGCCCCCAAGAAACUCUGGUUUUGGCGAUAAGCAUCGUCGGGGUAAUGGGGUUUAUCCCCCAUGGUUCUAUUGGGGAAAAGGAGCCCAUGCUAACUGAAGCUUUACUUCGGGAAGUGGUGGAGCGAAUGGGCAAGGAGUUUAACGAAGCGGCGUCGGGCUACCUGGAGUUUCCCCAGAGCGAGCGCCAUCUAGCGCUCAUGGCGCGCGCCACCAAAGAUCUGGAGAAUGAGCAGCUGGACUACGAUUCGCUGAUCAAUGGCGACCCUAGCCCGAGCUUGCGUGACCAGGAGUACCUGCAACACAGCUCCCUCUGGGGUCAUCAGUACGUGACCGGCGGUGCCGCCAAGGGCCAGGAGAGGCCAGGGAUGGUCCCCAACCGCCAGAUGGUCAAGACCGACGCCGUACUGCCGGCCUACUGCAAUCCACCCAAUCCCUGCCCCGUCGGAUAUACUGAAGACCAAGGUUGUCUCAUCGAGUUCGAGAAUACGGCGGCGUUCAGCCGAGAGUACCAGCUAUCUCAGCGCUGCAUGUGUGACGCCGAGCAUAUGUUCGGCUGCCCAGAACCCGAGUCCGACCUCGAGCUCAGGUUCCCCGACCACAAGAACCUCGUCGCCAAGAAGUAUAAGCCCGACGUAGAAAACCCAUAUCUUAUGGGCGAACGCCUCCCGAUCGCAGCCAAAAAAGGUUUCGAUGUGAAUUCUUAUUAAUAGGUACUUCAUUGUUAAUUAUUGCAACAUCUUAGACGGAUCUUAUACAGUAUCCGUUAGUUGAACGUCAGAUUUAAAAUGUUUUAUUAAGUGUGUCCAUUAACCUGCUGGUUCUAAUUAGAUAUAUUACAGACAUUUUGGAAGCAAAAUUAUAGUGUGAAAGCUAAGCUACUGAUUGUAAAGAAGCGAAGAAGAUACAAACCACAGCGUCUAUAAGACGAUAUUUUAUUGUAUGGUACUUACUCGUACAUAGCGCUGCAACCUCGUAGGUAGGAUGCGGAUGGUAAAACCGAAGAUAAUAUAAAUCUAGUCAACUUAUUCAUUCUUAAGUUAUUGAACGUACUUUCUGUUGAAAUACGGCAUUAUGUUACUUAUUAAUAUUGUUUUUAAACGGUUUCCUAUACUGACUUAACUUUAAUAAAAUGUACAUUGUACAAUCAGCACCUAUAUUUGUUCAGAGUUAGCUUGAUUUAAAAAUGUUUUUGAAAGCCAUCGCAUAAAUCAAAAUAAGUAGAGAUUCGUGUACUUAUUCUAUAACUUUCAAAUUGUGUAUUCUUAAGGGCUUUUAAUUGUGCUAAGUGUAACGUUGACGAUGCUGUGAACUUUAUUAGUUGUAUAUAAGUAUUAUCUAUGUUAUAAUUAGUUUGUUUAUUUGCAUAUAGUAGUUUAUUUAUUUAUUUAGAAGUGUGCCAUCAUCGUAAAUAGUGUUGAACAUUAGAUUACGUGUCAAUCGUAAUAUAUGACGUCCGAACACGGCGACGUAUGCAUUAAACCUGCAGCGUGGCCUUAGAAUGAGAAAGAGGAAGGACAAAUCAACAAUACAACUUUAACUUCUAUCGAAACAUGUUACCAUAAAUAUAAUUUGUUGAUUCGAUAAUUAUUGCUUCGAUAGUUCUUAGAGCUAACAAUACUCAAAAGAAGGUAUGUUUAUCUAAAUAAUUCGCUGUAGCGAACUGUUCCGAGGAUAUCUUUAGAUUAUGAUUAGUAGUAAUUAUUGGUACAGUUGCUACAGCUGUAUACGUGUACAAUUAAAUAAAUAAAUAAAGGCAGCAAAUAUAAACAAAGUAGUUGUAAAUACUUUUUAAAUAGACGUCCCCGAAAACACGUCUUCCUUAGUGUAACGAAGUUUGAGGCAGUUCUUAGGUAUAAAUGAUUAGUUAUUGGGUCUAAGGUAAAAUCCACCGGUACCUCACUCGUUGUAUUCACAAUAGGUUUCUAAUUGUAAAACGAUGGUUACCUCACCAAUAGAAUGGAUUAAGUGUAAUUAAUAAGUUGUAAAACCACCAAAAUAUUGUCCAGUAAUCUUACCAUGAUAUUGAAACUUAGAUAUUAUCUAACGAGUAUAUGCGUCUCGCUACUUCUGACAUUUUAGUGCAAGCGAGUUGUAUCAAAAAUAAGUGAGCGUGUCUUUUUUCUCAAUUUUUUUAUAAUAUGUGAUAUUUUUGAUUUUGAUGUUAUUACUAGCCACUAGCUUUUUCAAUCUAAUAGGUAAAAAGAGUCACAUACGAUUUUGUCCUAUCGUGUUACCAUCAUCGAUAGUUUGUAUUUUGUUACCCAAAGAGGAAAGUAACAAAAUGUAUGGAAAUUCUGAGACAUUUUUUUCUUUUAUUGAGAUAGAAAGUGCUCAAGAUUCUGAGUAAAACUGAACUAUAGUUCACAAGAAAUAUAAAAAAUUGACAAAAAAGAAACGUGUAAAGCAGACGUUAGCGAAUAUGUCAGCGACACAUCGUGGUAAGGCUACAAUUAUUGUACAUUUAAUAAUAGUCCCAAAAGUAAGCAAAUAAAUGUUUUCAACAUUAGUGAUUAGAUUAACUUAUACAGCUUUGGAAUUUUAGAAAUUUUUACUUAUUUGCUUUUGCUCUUGGAUUAUUGUUGUUUUAAGCCUAAUUUUAUAAAACAGGAAAUUUCCAAAGGGAAACAUUUGAGGUUAUUCUGAUUUUAAUUGAGUUAUUAAAUUCUAUUUAAUUUUAUUCAUGUUUAAAACUAUUUAAGAUGACCGUUUUGGACUUUAAACCCUCAUAAUAUUAAAGGUCAGCUUAGGAAAUUUCGACUUUAGUAAAAGUUAAAAAUAUACGCGGUGUUUUUUCCCUGAAAAUAGUUAAAAACUAUCAUGGAAAUUAAUACAUAAUACAGACGUUAGCCUUUAGCCCGCUCCAGACUAUGCGUGCGAAUCACGGCGC
Messenger RNA from Leguminivora glycinivorella, 3005 nucleotides. RefSeq names its product neuroendocrine protein 7B2 (gene 7B2). Gene Ontology annotation, molecular function: enzyme regulator activity. Gene Ontology annotation, cellular component: secretory granule. Bases 115 to 825 code for a protein of 236 amino acids. The transcript is spliced from 6 exons. NCBI's taxonomy places the organism in Eukaryota, Metazoa, Arthropoda, Insecta, Lepidoptera, Tortricidae. The record is from RefSeq and is a predicted model, not a curated record. Gene Ontology annotation, biological process: neuropeptide signaling pathway; regulation of hormone secretion.